Molecule: messenger RNA, 2068 nt
Organism: Cavia porcellus (domestic guinea pig)
Lineage: Eukaryota; Metazoa; Chordata; Mammalia; Rodentia; Caviidae
Gene: Sap30bp
Product: SAP30 binding protein
Exons: 11
Coding region: 82-1008 (308 amino acids)
Biological process (GO): regulation of DNA-templated transcription
Cellular component (GO): nucleus
Source: RefSeq, a predicted model, not a curated record
UCCGGAAGAAGUUGCCUUUCCAUGAAGAGGUCAUUUUUUUGAGUCAUAGGUGUGGGCCACGCCGGGUCUGUGGGUUAUAAAAUGGCGGGGAGGAGGAAUGUGCUGUCGUCUCUGGCAGUUUACGCGGAAGAUUCAGAACCUGAAUCUGAUGGCGAGGCUGGAGUCGAAGCUGUCGGCAGCGCAGCUGAAGAGAAAAGUGGAUUGGUGUCUGAUGCCUAUGGAGAGGAUGACUUUUCUCGUAUAGGAGGUGAUGAAGAUGGUUAUGAGGAAGAGGAAGAUGAGAACAGCAAACAGUCGGAAGAUGACGAUUCAGAGACUGAAAAACCUGAGACUGAUGACCCAAAGGAUAAUACAGAAGUAGAGAAGCGAGAUCCCCAGGAGUUAGUGGCCUCCUUUUCUGAAAGGGUACGGAACAUGUCUCCUGACGAAAUCAAGAUCCCACCAGAACCUCCAGGCAGGUGUUCAAAUCACUUACAGGACAAGAUCCAGAAGCUUUAUGAGCGAAAGAUAAAGGAAGGAAUGGACAUGAACUACAUCAUCCAAAGGAAGAAAGAAUUUCGGAACCCCAGCAUCUAUGAGAAACUGAUCCAGUUCUGUGCCAUUGAUGAGCUAGGCACCAACUACCCAAAGGAUAUGUUUGACCCCCAUGGCUGGUCUGAGGACUCGUACUAUGAAGCGUUAGCCAAGGCCCAGAAGAUUGAAAUGGACAAAUUGGAAAAGGCCAAAAAGGAACGAACCAAAAUUGAGUUUGUAACAGGCACCAAGAAAGGCACCACAACCAAUGCCACGGCCACGACGACUACUACUGCCAGCACAGCUGUCGCAGAUGCCCAAAAGAGGAAGAGCAAGUGGGACUCCGCUAUCCCAGUGACAACGAUAGCACAGCCCACCAUUCUCACCACCACAGCCACCCUGCCAGCCGUCGUCACUGUCACCACAAGUGCCAGUGGCUCCAAGACCACUGUCAUCUCUGCUGUGGGCACCAUCGUAAAGAAGGCCAAGCAGUGACCAGGGGCUGCACCAGGACUUGGCAAGACUGUGUGGCCCAGGGACUGCUGCCCACUGGGAGGCAUCACUUUGUACAUUUUAGGACUCAGAGGUGCCACCUGAGAGGGGCUGCUAUGUGGUAUUCCCGCCAAAAGGGCAUUAGAGAAGAGACACAGGGUGCGCUGGACAGUCUAUCCACACACCACUUGGGGAGUUGCCCAUUAAAGUGCCAUAUUCUUACAUCCUGGCAUCUUGGGUAUGCUGGUCUCUCUCAUUUUUCAGGCAGAUACGAAGCUCAGGUGCCCCCUCCACCUCCUCAGCUGGGAUUGCCUCAGGAUUGACUGUGAGGUGACAGAGCCCUGUCAGGUGCUCAGAGGGGUGGCUCAGGAAGUCACAUCAUUCCCACUGUAUGACUCCUAGAAGGGGCAGGUAGUAGCCCAGGGACAGGGUGAUACAUCUCGCUCCUGCGUCUGCUGCCCUGAUCCUGAAACCACAUCUCCAGUGAGCACUCUCCAGUGCAGCACUCUCCAGACAGCUUCUUAGACACACCUACAGUUUUAAAAUGGGACCAGGUACCAAAGGAUUAGGGUGAGAUCCCCAGCUCACAGAGAGAGGAGGCAGUGUGGGCACCUGGCCAAGGCUGCCCAGUCCCUCACUGCCCAGUGGAUGCAGCCUGCAGAUCCAACCAGUGGGGGAGAUGAAUCACCUCCUGCUUUGGCCAGGCAGAGCUCAUUGUUUACAUAAAGGCCCCACUCCUGGGAGGGCUUCUGCUACCCCACCCUUCCUCUGUUGUUAUCUCUGCCUGGCAGCAGCCCCUGGACAACAUCAGUGGCCAGUGAACUCCUCUUGGGCUAAACAGCUUUCCCACCAUCAGCCAGCCUGCCUUUCUUGCUCUUUGACAGCUGCCUUUGCACUGCAGCGGAAGAACUGAGUGUCAGAGAAGGAAGUUGGGCCGUGAAGGGCUGCACUGCGUCCAUGGGGCCAGCAAGGACUGAGGAGGUCAUCCUGGAACUGCUGCAUGACCUGAGGAGUGGGACGGACUGUCCUAAGGUUCCCUAAAUAAAAGUUGAGUCUCACUUGC